This is a messenger RNA of Periophthalmus magnuspinnatus, 6329 nucleotides long. Its product is annotated as multiple PDZ domain protein. Bases 138 to 6326 code for a protein of 2062 amino acids. The transcript has 48 exons. Gene Ontology annotation, molecular function: protein binding. Lineage: Eukaryota; Metazoa; Chordata; Actinopteri; Gobiiformes; Gobiidae. The record is from RefSeq and is a predicted model, not a curated record.
CUAACCAGCCAGAGGAGCGGGCGCGCAGGGGACACGCAGCGCUUGGACACCGGCAGACCUGACUCAUGGCUUAAACACAAGAAGACAUGAGGAUUACUAUACCUGGGAACACACUGGACUGAACUGCUUCUCUGAAAAUGAUAGAAACAAUGGAUACCCAGCGUGCCUUGCAGGCGGUGGAGCGUCUCCAGGCCAAACUCAAAGAGCGGGGGGAGGUGCCCACCGAGGAGAAGCUGAGCCUGCUCAAGUCCGUGCUCCAGAGCCCCCUGUUCCACCAGAUCCUCGCCCUGCAGAAGUCUGUGCAGCACCUCAAAGAACAGGAGAAUGCCCCAUCUACACGAGUGGGUGAUUUUGGGGAUCAUGUUGCAGCGGUCAAACCCAAUGGGGGGCACCUCUCCAUUCCAGAUCUCUCGUCCAGCAUCAAUGGCCGAGCGUCAGAAGAAUUUGAACAUAUCAUGCACUCCAUGGCACAGGGUCGCUACAUUUUGCACGUGGAGCUACAGAAGCCGGUGUCGGGAGGCCUUGGUUUUAGCGUGGUCGGCUUGAAGAGUGAGAACAGAGGAGAACUUGGGAUCUUCAUUCAGGAAAUCCAACCAGGAAGUGUGGCCCACUGCGAUGGGAAACUCAGAGAAGCCGACCAGAUUUUGGCCAUAAAUGGUCAGCCACUGGACCAGUCUGUGACCCACCAGCAGGCCAUAGGGAUCCUGCAGAGCGUGUCGGAGAGGGUGCAGCUCACUGUGGCCAGAGGACCUAUACCCAGACUGACCAGUCCUGUGGUGUCCCGCACGCCAUCCUCUGCCAGCACGCUGUCUGCCAAGUCGAGCGCGCUGCAGCAUGUGGAGACCAUUGAACUGGUCAAUGAUGGAACUGGCCUGGGCUUCGGGAUCGUCGGAGGGAAGACUACUGGAGUUAUUGUUAAAACUAUCCUUCCUGGGGGUAUAGCUGAUCAGGACGGCCGUCUACGCAGUGGGGAUCACAUUCUGCGUAUUGGAGACACGGACCUGUUUGGCAUGGGCAGUGAGCAGGUGGCCCAGGUCCUGAGGCAGUGCGGGAAUAGGGUGAAGCUGGUUGUCACGAGGGGUCCGGCGGAGGAAAGCACAGCUGCAGUUAUGCCCGUAGUGCUGCCCACUGUCAACGAGCAGCAGGGUUAUGAGGAAGAAGAGUCAGACGCGUUUGUUGUUAGCCUUACAAAAAAUGCCCAAGGACUCGGUAUAACGAUCGCCGGCUACGUUGGUGAUAAAAAUGCAGAGCCAUCUGGUAUAUUUGUCAAGAGCAUAACCAAAGACAGCGCCGUAGAUCAAGAUGGACGAAUUCACGUGGGAGACCAGAUUAUAGCUGUAGACGGUGUAAACAUUCAAGGAUACACCAAUCAGCAGGCAGUGGAAGUGCUGAGACACACAGGGCAGACGGUGCACCUUCAGCUCAUCCGAAGAGGCUUUAGACCUGAGGAGAUCCCCCCCGCGUUGGCUCCUAGUGUUGCCAUCCUGUCCCCCGCCACCUCCGCCCCGCCCACAACCGGCCCACCCACUACCUGCUCCGCUAUGAGGGAGUUCGAGCUGGAGAGGGACAGGGAAGAAGACUAUGUUCAAGUGGCCCCCGAUGAAAGGCAGUGCCAUACAAAGCCUGAAGGAUCUGAUAUCAGCAGACAGGCGGAUCACCUAACACAAGACAAUCAUGGAAUGAAACUGGCACCAUUUGAAGAAGAAGAACUUGUCAAGAAGUGGCUGGAGAUUCUGGGACCAAAUAAUGAAGUUGUUGUGGCGCAAGUGGAGAAGUUCAGUGAGAGCAGUGGUCUUGGUAUUAGUUUGGAGGUGAACAGCGGGCACCACUACAUCCGCUCUGUGCUGCCCGAGGGACCUGUGGGUCGCUGUGGCAAACUGUACAGUGGAGAUGAGCUGCUCGAGGUCAACGGGAUUUCUCUAAUUGGUGAAUCACACAAAGAAGUGGUGAGGAUUCUGAAGGAGCUGCCAUUGUGUGUGUACAUGACGUGCUGCAGACCUGCUCCACAUCUACAGACGGAUAUGGACUCCAUCAUACCAGAGCCUGAGGAUUUGAUCACUAAAUUCCAGAAACAAAUCGACCUGAAUAAUGUAUUAGGGGCUGAGGAAGCAGAAGUGAAUGCAGUGGAAGUGACAGAAGAUAAUGUGGCAGAGGAAGCGAUUGGAUCUGCUCUGGCUAUGUGGGAACUUGAGGUGCAGAAUAUUGAGCUGGAGAAGGGAGAGGGAGGACUGGGGUUCAGCAUUUUGGACUAUCAGGACCCAAUGGAUCCCAGCAAGACUGUGAUCGUAAUCCGCUCCCUGGUCCCUGAUGGGGUGGCUGAGCAGGACGGCAGGUUGUUGCCAGGAGACCGCCUCAUGUAUGUGAAUGCCACUAAUCUGGAAAAUGCCAGUUUAGAGGAUGCUGUUCAGGCUUUAAAGGGGGCUAAACUCGGCAAAGUCCAGAUCGGCGUCUCCAAACCUCUACCUGGAAUAUGUGGAUAUUCCCCCUCUCCAUAUCCAUACGGUCAUCAGCAAAUUACAUCAUCAUCAUCAAGCGCCAUCCAUUCAUUUGACUUCAACAGUAUUUUGAUUGAAGAAGGAGAGGAAGAAGGACUGGCUUCUGAGGGCAUCCUUUACCGAGCAGAGCCUGCAUUGAUUGACACCAGUGAAGCGGAUCUGCCUGAUGAAAAAGCACUGGAGCAUACUUACUCCUCUAUCGACGAUGACACUUUUCAAGCCUCCAUGAUGGCUCUCCAUGGCAGCAGCUGUAACGUGGAUCAAGACUUUCUACACGCAUCUACACCUAAGCUUUCUGCUCACCUCGACUUGCUGGACCCACAUUUUGUAACAACCGGUCUGGAAGAUGAGAUUCCACCUCCUCCUUUCUCCAUGGAAAACACAAGCACAUACAGUCCUCCAAGUUUACGAAGCAAUAUCCCGGAUUUUAACUCCAUCGUGACCAGUCCGGAUCAGUACAUGGCAACCCACAGCGGCAAAGACAAACCAGCGGAUGGUUUGCACUCGUAUAGUCCGUUUGCAGAAAUGACUCAAAAGAGAAACAGUAUUGAUGAGGAGGGGUCUCUUCACUACACAGAGCCUCCUAUGGCGUUUGCAGAUAUGGAGGAUAUGAAGAUGUUGUUGAAGGACGAGGACACGGCUGAAAAAGAAACAGCAGAUGAUGAAGACAAGGAAGCACUGACCUCCGGGAGCCAUUUUGAAAGGACCAUCACGGUUGUCAAGGGCAAUUCUAGCCUAGGGAUGACAGUAAGCGCUAUGAAGGACGGGUUGGGAAUGCUCGUCCGCAGUAUCAUUCACGGUGGCUCCAUAAGCCGCGAUGGGCGUUUGGGUGUCGGCGACCUCAUCCUCGCCAUCAACGGGGAGCCCACCGCCAAUCUGACCAACGCCCAGGCCCGUGCCAUGCUCCGAAGGCACUCUCUGAUUGGUCCAGACAUGGGAUCUGCUUGUGCACCUGAGGACGAUCUGUGCCCAUUUUAUGUCAUCACAUAUGUCCCGGCUGAAUACUUAGAGGAGUACAAAGCCAGUCUUGAACAAACUAAAGACGCUCACCAGCCUGAGGACAUCCCGCCCCCUCCUUCACGAAGUGUUCCUAAUCUGCCUGAGCGUGAGGACGGAGAGGGAGAGGAGAGUGCGUACAGCAACUGGAAUCAACCAAGAAAAGUGGAGCUUUACCGAGCGGCGGGCAAGUCCCUGGGGAUCAGUAUCGUCGGGGGCCGCGGGAUGGGCAGUCGCCUUAGCAACGGAGAAGUGAUGAGGGGCAUUUUUAUCAAACACAUCCUGGAGGACAGCCCCGCCGGACAGAACGGGACUCUGAAGACCGGGGACAGAAUCGUCGAGGUGGAUGGAGUCGACCUGAGGGAUGCGAGUCAUGAGGAGGCGGUGGAGGCUAUACGCAAAGCAGGAAACCCAGUGUGCUUCGUGGUCCAAAGCUUCAUCAACAGGCCAAGGAAACCGGCCCUGCCCUUUCCGCUGUCGCGUAGCCAGCACGGGUCAACUCUGUGCUCUACUAAUCAAAGCUCCCUAGCACCUGCUCCUCCCCAGUCAUUGAUAGCAGAUACGAGCGAGGACAGAGCCGCAGCUGUAACAAGGGACAGCAAGAGCAAGGGAGGUGACAGUCAAUGUAGACUUUUCCUCCGCCUCUCCCCAACUAACCCUUUCAUUCCUACCCCGUUUAAGCCAGUGAAGCGUGAUAAAGUGAAGACACCCCCCAGCAGCUCGGUGCAGCUCCUGCCAGUGGUGCCCCAUGUGGGAGAGACAGACACAGACACCCUGACAGAGACUCCCCCCAGAGCGGAGGAGAAGGAAGAUGAGGAGGAGGAGAGGGAGGAAGAGGAGGAAGAGGAUGAGUUUGGAUACAGCUGGAAGAACAUAAUCCAGCGUUAUGGCAGCCUCCCAGGGGUCCUCCACAUGAUCGAGCUGGAGAAAGGCCGAACAGGACUGGGUCUGAGCCUGGCAGGGAACAGGGACCGCACCCGUAUGAGCGUGUUCGUGGUGGGGAUAGAACCCAGCGGAGCAGCAGGGAGGGACGGACGGCUGAUGGUGGGCGAUGAGCUGUUAGAGAUAAACGGGCAGGUCCUGUACGGCCACAGUCAUCAGAACGCUUCAUCCAUUAUCAAGAGCUCUCCUUCAAAAGUCAAGAUCAUUUUUAUCAGGAACACAGAGGCGCUGCACCAGAUGGCUGUGGGACCAGUGAGAGACAGUGAGGAAGACAACGUGGAGCCACAGAAUGAGGUCGAAAUCACGGCCAACGGUGACAUCAUCAACUCAAAGGAGGACAAUGAACCUGCCAAAGUGUUUGAAGAACCCAGCUCGGACAGCGGAGAUGAGGCGAAAGGACACACGGGAAAGACAACCAACCUGGAGAUGUACGAGUCAGAUGGCCUUCCCAGUUUCCCCAGCAUCACCUGCACCUACAGCCAACCGGACGCAGAAACCCUAACAAGUCUGAGUCGUUCAUCCACUCCCUCCACGUUAGCCUGUGAUCCCACCAAAUGUCCCAUCAUCCCGGGCUGCGAGACCACCAUCGACAUCUCCAAAGGGCGCACUGGGCUGGGCCUGAGCAUCGUGGGGGGCUGUGACACGCUGCUGGGGGCCAUCAUUAUCCACGAGGUUUAUGAAGAAGGGGCUGCCUCCAAGGACGGCAGGCUGUGGGCAGGAGACCAAAUUCUGGAGGUGAACGGCAUUGACUUGCGAGCGGCGACACACGACGAAGCCAUAAACGUCCUGCGCCAGACUCCACAGAAGGUCCGUCUCUCGGUCUACAGAGACGAGACCCAGUACAAGGAGGAGGACCUGUGGGACUCCUUCUCCGUGGAGCUGCAGAAGAACCCGGGACAGGGCUUGGGUCUGAGCAUCGUGGGCAGGAGGAAUGAUACAGGAGUAUUCGUGUCCGACAUCGUGAAAGGUGGUUUGGUGGACACAGAUGGUCGGCUAAUGCAGGGAGAUCAGAUUCUGUCAGUGAACGGUGAAGAUGUGCGCUCUGCCACCCAAGAAGCUGUGGCGGCUCUGCUGAAAUGCUGCGUUGGGACGUUGAAAAUGGAAGUUGGAAGAUUUAAAGCUGGACCGUUCCACUCUGAAAGAAGACUCUCUCAGACUAGCCAGAAUGAAGCCAGCAGCAAAAUGGGUCCACAGUCUAGUUUAGAGCCCGGCAUUUUCCCCAGUGACACGGACAAACCCAGUAGAAGUCUGGAAUCUUUGGACCAGCCCGACACCAGAACAGCAGAGUUCACCAAAGGUCCCACUGACACUCUGGGCAUUAGUAUCGCUGGAGGGGUGGGCAGUCCUCUCGGAGACAUCCCUAUAUUUAUCGCAAUGAUGAAUCCUGUUGGCCUCGCAGCUCAAACCCAAAAUCUCAAGAUUGGGGACCGGAUCCUCAGUAUCUGUGGGACAUCUACUGAAGGCAUGACUCACUCCCAGGCCGUGUCUCUGCUGAAGAACGCCACGGGCUCAAUACAACUGCAGGUGGUUGCCGGGGGAGAUAACACCGUGACGGGACCCUCGUCUCAGGAGCAGGCGUCUGGAGGUCUCACACCGAGCUCCAUCUUUCAGGACGAUAUUGGCCCGCCUCAGUACAAGUCCAUCAACUUAGAAAGAGGCCCUGACGGACUCGGGUUCAGUAUCGUGGGAGGUUACGGCAGCCCGCACGGAGAUCUGCCCAUCUACGUAAAGACUGUAUUCGGAAAGGGCGCAGCCGCAGAGGACGGGCGUCUGAAGAGAGGGGACCAGAUCAUGGCGGUGAACGGGCAGAGUUUAGACGGAGUCACGCACGAAGAGGCAGUGGGGAUUCUGAAGAGGACCAAAGGAACCGUGACGUUAACCGUGCUCUCGUAGGAA